CCCUUUUCCAACACCCUCGAGGGUUAGAAAUGGAAAAGAAAGAAUUAUAAUCGAAGCCCAUCGGAACGCCUCCUCUUCCUCCAUCAGAUCUGCCCGCGACUCCGUUCAUCGAAACCCUCUCUCUCUCUCUCUCGCUCUCUCGAGUCCCGACUCUGCUCAUCGAAACCCUCUCGAGUUCCGAUUCUCGCCCAGGAUUUCCGCCCAUCCCCCUCUCGAUCGCGAUCCCGCGGGCGUCUUGGGAUUCGAGAGCGACGGGAGGAUGCGGAGUUCGAUCGCCACCUACAGAGAGAGCCUCUCCCGGAUUGCCAACGAGGUGCUGGACACCGCCGACGAGCUCGAGGCCCCCCGGUCCCGACUCUCAGAAGGUGAGUCACCGGCCUCUGCACGUCGGCUUCCCCGGCGGUUGUCUCGGAUUUCGCCCCCGACUGGUUCUCCCACCGCCAAUGGGGUUGAUUCCGGACCCCAGGACGAGAUAGCCAAAUAUAAAGCUGAUAUCCUGAAGCUUCAAGCAUCUGAGGCUGAAAUUAGGGCACUGUCGGUGAAUUAUGCUGCUAUACUAACGGAGAAAGAGGAGCAACUUUCUAAACUUCGUGAGGAAAAUGGUUCUUUGAGGAAAAGUUUGGAGGCUUCUGCAUUACAUCCAUCAAGGGAUGAGAGUCACAAAACUUUAACAAAUAAUUCUAAUGCACUGAAGGGAAAUUCUGAACAUUCACCUGGCAGACGACAAAGACAUUUUUCUCAAGAAAACUCACAUUCUACAGGAAAUCAUACACCGAAGUCUAAUGUCCCUAGGCAGGAUGGAUUGAGCAAUGGGGCAAUGCAAAAACAUGCAAAUUCACAUGGCAAUGGAAAGGAAGGUCCAGGUUUGCUUCAUGAAAACAAAUCUGCGGCUGCAUCAAAGUCAAGUCUUGAGGCUGAUAUUGAAAGAUUAAGGGCACAACUUGACAAAGAAUGUCAAAAUGCAGGAACCUUAAAACAAAAACUGCAAGAGGAACGUCAGCUGAAUGAGUCUUAUCUGAGCAAUAUCAAUGAUCUCAAGAUGGAUAAGGAGAGGAGCUCUAUUGAGUUGAAAGAGUUGCGCAAGGAGUUAAAUGAGAAGAUAUCAGAAUUAGGACAACUAGAUGCAGAACUGAAAAAAAGAGUCAUGGAACAAGAAUCUAAUAUUUCUCUUGAGAAUGCAAAAAAUUUGAUUGUGACUUUAGAGAAGGAGAAUGCCAAACUCAAGAUAGAGAAGGAUGAACUUGAACAGAAUCUAAAACUACACGUGCAGAGUACAUCUGAGAAGGCAGUUGACACUACCGAGGAUGUGGAGAAGAUGACACUUUCAAUAAAGAGGUUGGAGGAAGAACUGAUGGACACCCGCAAAGGACGGGACAAAGCAUUACAUGAAUUGGCUCGACUCAAGCAACACCUACUAGAGAAGGAACUUGAGGAUUCAGACAAGAUGGAUGAGGACACUAAAAUGAUUGAGGAUCUUCGUGCAAAUUGUGAACAGCAAAGAGCUCACGUAAUGCAGUUGGAGAAGGCUCUGAGGCAGGAAAUAGCAAAAAAGGACGAGCUUAAGAAACUAAAAUCUGAUGAACUUCGUAACUCAAAUGAAACAAUUAGUGAUCUAAAGCAAAAAUUUGCUAACUGUAUGAGUAUAGUCAAUUCGAAAAAUGUUGAAUUGCUAAAUCUUCAGACAGCCCUUGGACAGUACUAUGCUGAAAGUGAAGCCAAGGAACGGUUAGGAAGAGACUUAUCAAGGGCAAGAGAAGAAGCUGCUAAACUUUCUGAGUCGUUGAAGGUUGCAAAUCAAGAGCUGGUAAUAGCAAAAAGAGAAAAAGAAGAAAUAGCUGCUAAACUCGCACAAACUGAGAGGAUGUUGUCAGAGGGAAAGAACUUCAUACAGAAGCUUGAGGAGGACAACACAAAGUUGCGCCAUGCUCUUGAGCAGAGUGUAACAACACUAAAUAGGAUGUCACUGGAUUCAGAUAACCAUGUUGACAGGCGAAUAGUGAUCAAAUUGCUAGUGACAUACUUCCAGAGGAAUCACAGCAAGGAGGUUUUGGACCUUAUGGUUCGCAUGCUGGGUUUUACUGAGGAGGACAAGCAGAGCAUAGGUUUUGCUCAGCAUGCUGCAGGCAAAGGUGUUGUUAGGGGUGUACUGGGUCUGCCAGGUCGCCUAGUCGGAGGCAUUUUGGGAGGAAGUUCACCUGAAACAUCAUCCAGAGUUGCUUCGGAUAAUCAGUCUUUUGCAGACCUAUGGGUUGAUUUUCUUCUUAAAGAAACUGAAGAAAGAGAGAAGAGGGAAUCUUCGGAGGCGUCCAGCAGGAGGAGCACGAGCUCGCCACUGGAGCAUGGAUCAAAGUUACAGACUAGUAGUGUUUCCGGUUCACCUACCGGACAAACAAUAUCCACAACUCCCCCUCCAAGAAGGUACCACCAGAUCCUUGACCAUGCGGAUGGUGAAUUUGCCACGGUGCCGCUUACAUCCUCAGCCUCGACUCACCCAGCCCAAAGUAGUCGCUCAAGACCGCCAACCGGCUAUUAUUGACUUCACAGCAUUUCCAUUUGUCCGUUAAAAUCAUUUGUUUGUUCAUAUGAGAAAAAUACCUUCUUAUUAUUUUGUUGAUCAUGAAUGCUUGUGUCUAUAUUUGUAAAUUAAAUAUCCUUUUUGAGUGACGACGUCUUUUCCGGCA
Musa acuminata AAA Group (dessert banana) is the source of this 2681-nucleotide messenger RNA. RefSeq names its product golgin candidate 4. Gene Ontology annotation, cellular component: Golgi apparatus. Gene Ontology annotation, molecular function: small GTPase binding. The record is from RefSeq and is a predicted model, not a curated record. The coding region runs from base 260 to 2536 and encodes 758 amino acids. The transcript is spliced from 15 exons. Gene Ontology annotation, biological process: endoplasmic reticulum to Golgi vesicle-mediated transport; Golgi organization. Lineage: Eukaryota; Viridiplantae; Streptophyta; Magnoliopsida; Zingiberales; Musaceae.